Messenger RNA from Protopterus annectens (West African lungfish), 5368 nucleotides. It is a transcript of the gene C5, whose product is annotated as complement C5. The transcript has 41 exons. Gene Ontology annotation, molecular function: protein binding; endopeptidase inhibitor activity. Gene Ontology annotation, cellular component: extracellular region. Bases 34 to 5148 code for a protein of 1704 amino acids. The record is from RefSeq and is a predicted model, not a curated record. Lineage: Eukaryota; Metazoa; Chordata; Ceratodontiformes; Protopteridae.
CAUUUUUUAUGUAGUUUCCAUGGCUUGCUCAUCAUGAAGUUUAUACAGAUACUUUGUUUUUUGGUCUUGUGUGGAAGAACACUAUGUCAGGAACAAACGUAUCUCAUCACAGCUCCAAAGGUGAUUCGUGUAGGAACAUCUGAAGUAGUUGCAGUUCAAACUUUUGGAUACAGUAAUGAUAUGAAUAUUCAGAUUGCUUUUAAAAGCUACCCAGAUAAAGCAAAAACAUUUUCUUCAGGAUUUGUCAAGCUUACUGCUGCUAACAAAUUCCAAGGCUCUGUUCGUCUCACAAUUCUUCCUAAAGAUUUGCCAAAAAAGGAGAGCUCACACCCCUUUGUCUACUUAGAGGCAGUAUCUGGAUCAUUCACUAGGGAGGAAAAGUUGCCUGUUUCCUACGAAAAUGGUUUUCUCUUUAUUCAGACUGACAAACCCAUCUACACACCAGAUCAGUAUGUUAAAAUUCGAGUCUACUCUAUGAAUCAAGACCUAAAGCCAGCCAAAAGGACCGUUAUUUUAAAAUUUAAGGAUCCUGAAGGAGUACUGGUUGAUUCUAUGGAGAAGGAGGACUUCACAGGAAUAGUAUCCUUUCCUAACUUUCAGAUUCCUUCCAGUCCAAGGUAUGGUGUUUGGCAAAUUCAAGCAUUCUACAAAGAAGACUUCACUACUUCGGCCACAGCUGAAAUUGAGAUCAAAGAAUAUGCACUGCCAAGUUUUUCUGUUUCCAUUGAACCAGAAAAUAAUUUCAUCGGUUAUGAAAACUUUGAGAAUUUCAAAAUAACCAUUAAAGCAAGUUAUUUCCAUGGUAGAGCUGUAUCUGGAGCUGAUGUCUAUGCCCGAUUUGGAAUUAUUAAUGAGAAUAAUGAAAAGGUUCCGAUACCCAAAUCGAUAAAGGCUACUGAGAUGACCAAUGGUGUUGCAGAGAUAAUUUUUAACAGUAAAACUGCAGUGGAAGGAAUAGGUCAAAGAAGCCUUGAAGACUUAGAUGGAUCACAUCUUUAUAUCUCAGUUGCAGUGGUAGAACGUCCAGGUGGACACACUGAGGAAAGUGAACAUUUAGAAGUUAAAUAUGUUUUAUCACCCUAUUCAAUAAAUUUGGUUGGCACACCUCUGUUUGUAAAACCAACGCUUCCAUACUACAUAAAGGCUCAAGUAAAGGACAUUAUGAAGCAGCCAGUGGGAGGCAUUCCUCUUGUUUUCAGUGUUACUUCACUUGAUGACAGCAAUACAGAGACUGAACUGAUAAAUGAAAAUGAGAAGGAAGCAAAGAGAACCACAUCGGUGCUUGAUGGAACAGCUUUGUUUGUUGUCAAUAUUCUCCAGAGCACCAAAACUCUACAAUUUAAGAUUCAUACUGCAGUUGAACAUCUCCCGGAAGACAACCAAGCAUAUAAGGAAUAUACUGCAAAAUCUUAUUUUUCGCUCAGUAGCAGCUACUUGUACAUAGACUGGGCAGUACAGCAUAAAACACUGAAUGUUGGGGAAUACAUCAAUUUGAAUUUAUAUGCUAGUAGCCCGUAUAUAGAAAACAUUAAACAUUUUAGUUAUCUGGUCAUAUCGAAGGGGAGAAUUACGCAUUUCAACUCUGUAUCCAGAAUUCCCACAUCAACAUUCCAAAGUCUUAAUAUUCCAAUAACCAGUGAUAUGAUUCCUUCAGCACGUAUUCUGGCAUAUUAUGUUGUGUCUGGAGAAGGUACAACAGAGCUAGUUGCAGAUUCUGUGUGGCUCAGUGUUAAAGAGAAGUGUUUGAACAGGCAAGAGCUUUUACUGCAGAAGGAUUAUACUAUUGCUCACAAACCUGGAGAACAGAUUCAGCUUACUAUAAAAGCACCACCCAGAUCUUAUGUUGGCUUGUCUGCUACAGAUAUUGCAAUACAUAAAAUUAGAACAAGAAAAGAACAAUUUGUGGAAACAAUAUUGCCGACCAUUGAGAAGAGUGACCUUGGAUGUGGGGCUGGAGGAGGAAGCAAUAACAUUGGUGUAUUUUCCCAAGCUGGUCUUACUUUUAUAACGAAUGCAAAUGCAAAAGCAGCUGAAAUAACUGAUAAAAAACCAUGUACUGAGAUUUUGAGACCAAAGCGUGCUUCUGACUUUGCAACAGAGGUAGAAAGAAAACUUCAAGAGUUUAAAAAUGCUGACGUUCGCAAAUGCUGCUAUGAUGGGAUAAGGGAACAUCCAAUCAUUCAGACUUGUUUCGAAAGAGCAUCCCAUAUCACAAGAGGAACUAGAUGUUAUUUGGCAUUUGUAAACUGCUGCCAAUUUGCAAACAAGCUACGGACACAAGACCCUUCCCAUCAAACCUUAAUUCUGGCUCGAAUGGAGAUUCAAGCAAUAUUUGGACUGCAUGAACAGCAGAUACGAAGCUACUUUCCAGAAAGCUGGCUAUGGGAAGUCCAUGACAUCACUGAAAGAAUGAAUUCAAAAAAGAUUUCAAUCACUUUACCUGAUUCAAUCACUACAUGGGAAAUACAGGGUGUUGCUAUUUCAGACGAUGGUAUCUGUGCUGCAGAUUCACUAAAUGUUCCAGUUUUUAAAAAAGUGUUCUUGAAAGUCAAGAUGCCGUACUCAGUUGUUCGUGGAGAACAAGUAGAGCUACAGUGUUCAAUUCAUAAUUAUAAUUAUGAAAGUCUCCAGGCAUGUAUAACAAUGAGUGUUCCAGAAGGAGUCUGCUUAUCCCAGGGUUCUUCAUCUGUCAUACAAGGCAUUCAAAGCACCGCAUGCACCAAAAAAUCUAUUGCAGCUUCAUCUGUUUCUGGACAACCAUUUAUAAUACUUCCUCUUAAAGUAGGCCUUCACACUGUCAAUUUUACACUGAAGUCUCAAUAUGGAAAUGAAAUUGUGGUCCACACCUUAAGAGUUGUGCCAGAAGGUGUUAAAAAGGAAGACAAUGUUGGCUUUACACUGGAUCCACAAGGAGUAUAUGGUGUGAUUAAAAGAAGACAAGAUGUUCGAUAUGAGGUACCUCAGAACCUUGUACCGAAAACUGAUCUUGAACGGAGUGUGAGUGUAAGAGCUGAGAUUUUGGGGGAAAUCAUUUCUAUGGUCCUUAGUCCUGAAGGAGUCAGUCUUAUCACUAACUUGCCAAAGGGUUCUGCAGAAAUAGAACUUAUGCGUAUUGCUCCUGUCAUUUACAUUUUUCAUUAUCUUGAAACCAUUGACAACUGGAACUUGCUGGGGCCAAACACUUUAACCAGAAGAUAUGAAAUGAGAAGAAAAAUGAAAGAUGGACUUGUGAGUCUCAGUUCCUUCAGGAACAAGCUUGGCUAUUCCUACAGUAUGUGGAAAGAUGGAGAACCCAGCACAUGGUUAACUGCAUUUGUUCUUAGGAUUAUGGGGCAAGUUGAAAAGUAUAUUCCACAGAAUGAAAUGGCUGUAUGCAAUUCAAUCUUAUGGCUGAUUGACUAUUGUCAGAACUCUGACGGAUCUUUCAAGGAACGUUCUCAUUAUCGGGCAGUAAAACUACAGGGCACAGGAAUAAAUGAAGCAAAAUUAAAAAGCCUGUAUCUAACUGCGUUUACUGUAAUUGGACUUCACAGAGUUUUUAGCAUAUGCCCAACUCAGGGAAUUAGUGAUGCGAUAAACAAGGCUGAAGAUUAUCUUUUCAGAAACCAAAAGGAUGCAGAUAGCACAUUUGUUUUGGCAAUAACUGCCUAUGCUUUAUCACUCAGUGAUUCAAGAAGUUCCAGUGCAAACAUGCUUUUUGCAUCACUUAAAAGGGAAGCUUUUGUUAAAGGUGAGCCUCCGGUUUAUCGCUUUUGGAAUGAUAAAACGCUGCAGCAUGACACAUCCCAACCAAGUGAAGCAACUGCCCGCAUGGUAGAGACAACAGCAUAUGCUUUACUAACUGCACUGAAGACAGGAAGCAAAGAUUAUGCCACUCCAAUUGUUCGAUGGCUUUCUGAACAACAACGAUAUGGUGGUGGCUUCUUUUCCACACAGGAUACAGUUGUUGCCCUGGAAGCCCUCACAGAGUAUUCAAUUCUUCUUAAGCGUAUCACUCCAGACAUGAUUAUAAAAGUAUCAUAUAAGAAACAAGGAGUACUGAAACAAUAUGAUCUUUCUGAGAACAAGUAUUUUGCACGACCAGUAGAGGCACCCUUAAAGGAUGAUCUGGUUGUAUCCACAGGAAGUGGCACAGGAAUAGCUACUGUAAAUGUAAAAACUGUAUACCAUACCAUUGCUAAUUCUGAUGAGGAUUGUGCCUUUAGAUUACAAAUUGAAGUGCUGCCAGAACAAGCAACUAAUGCAGGAAAAAGAAAAAGACGACAGUCUUCUGAUGAGUUUCUGAAAUAUGGAGAAUCAGUAACUCUGAAAGCUUGUGCUAUAUACAUACCACAACCUAAUGAAGCACAAUCAGAAUCGUCCCAUGCUGUGAUGGACAUUGGCCUAGUUAGUGGACUAGAAGCUGAAGAAGAAGAUUUAAAAACUAUUUCCACUGGAGUUGAUCAGCUGGUUUCAGAUUAUCAGAUAGUUAACAAUCAUGUUAUUCUUCAGUUUGACUCGAUUCCAUCUAAUCAGCCACUCUGUAUUGGUUUUCGAAUAAGACAAAUCUUCCGUGUUGGAAUGGCCAGCCCUGCUGUAUUUACAGUUUAUGAAUAUCAUACUCCAGACAGACGGUGUAGUGAAUUUUACAACCUUUAUGGAAAAAAUACUUUGAUAAAGCUCUGUAAUAACCAGGAGUGCAACAAAUGCAUGGAAGGUGAAUGCACAAAAAUGAAACAAGUCUUAGAUGAAAGCUUAUCUGCAGAAGACAGACAGAAUGCUGCUUGUCACAAAAGCAUUUCCUAUGCAUAUAAAGUUAGCAUUCUUUCAUCCAAAGAAGAGGGAAAUUUUGUUAAGUAUGAAGCAACUAUAUUGGACCUAUUUAAAAAAGGAGAUGAUUUUGUGAAAGUGAAUACAAAAAUAGCUUUUAUUAAAAAGAAAACAUGCACAGAUGUGUUCUUCAAUGAAGGAGACCAUUACCUAAUCAUGGGCAAAGAAGGUGUAAGAAUAAUAGUUGACAGGAGUUUCAGGUAUGAAUACCCUUUGGACAUUACAAAUUGGGUUGAGUUGUGGCCACAUGAGGGGAAAUGCAAAACAGAAAGUUGCAAAAAUGUUCUAAGGACACUAGAUGACUUUUCUUUAAAUUUUCUCCUUUUAGGAUGUAAUUAAGUGGUACAAAUGUUUGUCUAUGCAUUGUAUUAUGACAUUAAAUGAGUGUAUAUUUCAGAUGUUCCUAAUGUAUUAAUUUGUAUAAACAUGUUGCCAAUUACUUUUGAGAGCAGUAAUCAACUCUUCUGAUGAUCUUUUAUUUUUCAUUUCCCGUUCAGUAUGAACAUUAUGUGAGCUACUUUUCACUAAUUCUGAUAAUAAAAUUGAAAAAAGUUUCUUA